Messenger RNA from Actinia tenebrosa (Australian red waratah sea anemone), 1511 nucleotides. RefSeq lists its product as uncharacterized. The record is from RefSeq and is a predicted model, not a curated record. NCBI's taxonomy places the organism in Eukaryota, Metazoa, Cnidaria, Anthozoa, Actiniaria, Actiniidae.
UGAUACCUUGCGCCAUCUCCUCCCCCUUCCAUCAUGGCGAAAUAACGAAAGACUCAUCAGAAAGAAUGGAGGCUUGGAAAGUCGCUCCUACUAGGACUAACGGGCUUUAAACUCCAUGGACUUUUGCUCGUCUCAAGGAAUAUUGAUCUAAGAAGACAUCUAUCAAGUUUUAAAACCGGAUUUGUCUUGCCUUUGGAAUAAAUUGCGUACUGAACCAAGGCUCCAGUUAUCCGCCCAAAACGAACUUGUCGAUCAAGCGCGGACAAUAUUCAGGUCUAAUAAGUCGUUUAUCAAGAAAGCCGUGUAAGCUAGAGUUCAUCCUCUCAACAGUGCAAAUUUAGGAAGAUAAAUUGUCAAAGAUUCAUAAGACAUCAGAAACAGAAACGUUGAAGUACAUCUAUCCCGCAAUAGGUACAUYGUGUUAUAAGACAUUACCUACAGCGAUUUCUUAUCAAUUUUUAUCAACUUACAAUAAAGAAAGAUGACUUUAAAAAGCUACAAGGAAGAGAAGAUCUUUAUCCAAGAGUACAAGACUGGAAGGAUCAUUGUUUCAUGGAAUCGAUUUGCAAGGUCUUUAAAGGAAGCUUUCGAAUUUUACACGGAGUCGAAACAGGCUGAAUUCUACUCUUGGGUUGAAAGUAUUCCAUCAAAGUUGAGGAAAAUUCCACUUAAAGGACUGACAAUAGCAGCAUUACCAUUUAUUUCAUUUCUUAUAUUAUACUCCAAUUACCGUGUUCUACGAGACAUCACUGGACUGAGUGCUGUUGUUAAACCUAAUUGCAAUUUUCUGCCAUGGCUAGAAAUGCUUGUGUUCCACUGUUACCCUCAUCAAAUCCUAUCAACAUUUUCCAACCCAAUGUUUGACUUGCUGGCUGCAAUUCCUUAUCUUAUUCACUUCGCAUUACCAGCAUUGUUUGCAUUGUACAAAUUUCUCAAUACUAAAAGUAUACAUGGAGCAUUUCCCUUUUUGUGGUGUGCAGGCUGGGUUAAUCUGGUUGCAGUUUUAAUCCAGUUUGUAUUCCCUACUACUCCUCCAUGGUUUGUAGACUCUGCUGUCUGGAGUGCUGAUGGACAGUUGCUGAAAGCUGGUGCAAAUGAAGCAGGAUUCCAUAGACUAGAUGGAGUUCUUGGUUUUCCAGUCUUUCAUAAUAUAUACUCUGCUUCUCCUGUUAAAUACGGUGCAUUUCCAUCCCUCCAUGUUGCUUGGCCUGCAAUUAUACUGGUGUGUGGACCAUGGGUCAGUGAAAAGUUUGCCAUGGGACAUGUUGCAUGGAUUACAUGGGCUGCGCUGUAUUCCAAUCAUCAUUAUGGGGUGGAUGCAAUUGCUGGAAUUGUCCUAGUCUUUCUUGUUAACUUUAUGAUGAGAAAAGUAUGGAGCCCAUUUCAGAUUGAUGGCAAACCAAAACAGUAUYCAUCUAUUACAAUUAGUAGGUCUAAAUCAGAACCAUGUUUACAUGUUUAAAAAAGAUGACAAUUUCUACAUACAAUAAAAGAGGAAAGAUUAACAUUUG